Molecule: messenger RNA, 842 nt
Organism: Bactrocera neohumeralis
Lineage: Eukaryota; Metazoa; Arthropoda; Insecta; Diptera; Tephritidae
Gene: san
Product: probable N-acetyltransferase san
Exons: 3
Coding region: 172-732 (186 amino acids)
Biological process (GO): mitotic sister chromatid cohesion
Cellular component (GO): NatA complex
Molecular function (GO): acyltransferase activity, transferring groups other than amino-acyl groups
Source: RefSeq, a predicted model, not a curated record
UUGUCAGUGGAAAUAUGCGAUUCGCCGCCUAGCGCCCUCAAACUUUUCUAAAUUCUCGGAGUUAAGAUUUACUGUAUAUUUUGAUUAAUUUCCUAUCGCAUAACAGGAUACAAUAAAAUAAAACAAGUUAUUAACUAAAAUAAAUCGAAAUCUUAAAUAUAAGCAGUUCAAAUGACAAGGUCAAAUAUUGAAUUGGGCGAUGUAACGCCACAUAAUAUUAAGCAACUGAAAAAGCUCAACUCUGUUGUAUUUCCUGUCUCGUACAACGAAAAAUUCUACAUAGAUGUUCUGGAGGCUGGUGAGUUGGCAAAACUGGUAUACUAUAAUGACAUCGUAGUUGGGGCAGUGUGCUGCCGCAUUGAUACUUCCGAGAAUCAACGGCGUCUAUAUAUCAUGACUUUGGGUUGUUUGUCGUCAUAUCGACGUCUCGGCAUCGGCACUGUGAUGUUCCAACAUAUUCUCAAUUACGCUAAAGUAGAUGGAAACUUUGACAGUAUCUUUCUGCACGUGCAAAUUAAUAACGAAGGCGCUAUAGCGUUUUAUAAGAAAUUUGGUUUUGAAAUUGUCGAGACCAAGGAACAUUAUUACAAACGAAUUGAACCUGCGGACGCGUACGUUUUGCAAAAAACAUUGCGAAACACAAAUAGUAAUGCUAGUGGCACUAAUAGUAAUCACAAUCAUAAUCCAGCUCAUAGUAACGGACAUUUGGACAAGAAGGAAAAGAAAGCAUAAUAAGCAGUUGAACAGAGUACAAUUUGCAUUCGCCAACACUGUUUGCUUCUAAGCAGUUUUAGUUAUACCUAAUAAAAAAUACAAUAAAACAAAUCACUUAUUUAAACGAA